Messenger RNA from Erpetoichthys calabaricus (reedfish), 4054 nucleotides. RefSeq names its product WW domain containing adaptor with coiled-coil a (gene waca). The coding region runs from base 251 to 2323 and encodes 690 amino acids. Gene Ontology annotation, cellular component: nucleus. The transcript has 14 exons. Gene Ontology annotation, biological process: positive regulation of TORC1 signaling; regulation of autophagy. NCBI's taxonomy places the organism in Eukaryota, Metazoa, Chordata, Cladistia, Polypteriformes, Polypteridae. The record is from RefSeq and is a predicted model, not a curated record. Gene Ontology annotation, molecular function: chromatin binding; RNA polymerase II complex binding.
UACCACGACAACGCCCCAUUUUAGCUGCUUCUGUACCCCCACGCGACUUUGUAAACACAGAUAAGAACGUGAGUUUUUCUCGACACUGCCAGGAGACUGAAAUGUACGCACCGAAGGCCAUACGUCUGCUACUCACAGCACAAACGCAAUCCCUCCGCUUUUGACCACUCCUCUUAUAUCCCGUAGUUCUUGAAGUGUAAACAAGAAGCUCUGUUAAAGUGAAACUAAAGACCUUCAAUUCUUUAGGACGAUGGACCGUAAUACCUGGAAAUACGGAAUCACCCAGCGUAGAACUGAGCAGUGGGACACAAUCGAUCCACCUCGAGGAGGUCCCAGUUGCCAGCCGAAAAAUGCCGAAGCAUACAACUUCACAGCGUACGAAGUCAUCCAGGCGCCAUCGGCAAUGGAUUGGAGAGUCUGGCCGAGGUGUAACGACCGAAGGGAAUCCCAGCCAUAUCAGACUCUUAAAUACCCAUCCAAGAGUCACCCUGGUACUGGUGAUCAUAGGCAUGAGAAGAUGCGAGACACUGGUGAUCCCACACCUCCCUGCAAAAUGUUGCGGCGGUCGGACAGCCCAGACAAUAAAUACAGUGAUGGCACAGGACACAGCAAGGCGAAAACGGGCCAUGCACAUCGUGGUAGAGAGAGGGAUGGAGGGACCAGUUAUUCUCCACAAGAAAAUUCACACAAUCACAGUACUCUUCAUAGCUCAAAUUCACAUUCUUCUAAUCCAGGCAGUAAUCCAAGCAAAACAGAAGCACCUUAUGAACCAGCAGAUGAUUGGUCUGAACACAUCAGCUCGUCUGGGAAGAAAUACUACUAUAACUGCAGAACGGAGGUUUCACAAUGGGAGAAACCAAAAGAAUGGCUUGAAAGAGAGCAACGGCAGAAAGAAGGUACUACUAAGGUCGCAGUCAACAUUUUCCCCAAAGAUAGAGAUUACAGAAGAGAAGCCAUUCAGGCAACUGCCGCUAGUGGGUUUUCCAGUGGAAUGGAAGAGAAGCAUUCCAGUGAGGUCGGUAAUGCACAUCCUCAGAAUAUUUUGUCUCAGACAAGCAGACACAAUGACAGAGACUACAGAUUGCCGAGAGCAGAGACUCAGAGCAGUUCUGCCUCAUCACAGCACCCCAGCAAGCCAGUGGUUCAUCCUGCUGCUGUCACCCCAAGCACUCUUCCUUCUAGUCCUUUUACUCUCCAGCAUGGUCAUCAGCCAAAGAAGUCUUUUGCUGCAAAUGGAGCUGCUACUUUGUCGAAACUACCCACACCUACAUCCUCCACCCCUGUACAGAAAGCAGAAAGGAAAGAGUCUGCAACAGUGGACAAACCUUCUUCUCAUUCUUGUACUUCCCAGUCGUCUUCCUCCACCUCAGUUUUAAACCCUGCUGCUCAGCCACCUUCAGCAUCUACAGUUCCUGUUUCGCCUGUUCCACAGUCACCCGUUCCACCUUUACUUCAGGACCCAAAUCUCCUCAGACAGCUUCUACCUGCAUUACAAGCCACUUUGCAGCUUAAUAACGCAAAUGUUGACAUGUCAAAAAUUAAUGAAGUUCUUACAGCUGCUGUUACACAAGCUUCAUUACAGUCUAUGCUUCAUAAGAUUCUCACAGCUGGACCAUCUGCUUUCAACAUCACUACUUUGCUUUCCCAGGCUGCUCAGUUGUCUACACCAGCUCAGCAGUCUAACCAGUCCCCGAUGUCCUUAACAUCAGAUGCCUCUUCACCAAGGUCAUACGUAUCACCCAGGAUAAGCACACCACAAACAAACACAAUUCCCCUUAAGCCUAUGAUAAAUACGCCUCCAGUGUCAUCACAGCCAAAGGUUAGUACGCCAGUAGUGAAACAAGGACCAGCACCACAGCCAAUACCUCAGCAGCCUCUUCCUGCUGACAAGCAACAUGGGCAUGAACCAGCUUCACCACGCACUCUUCAGAGGUCAAGUCAGAGGAGUCCAUCACCCGGUGUAAAUCACAUCCCUAGCAACACUGUAUCUUCAGGUACUGCCUCUGUGUCACAAAGUGCAUCCGCAAGACCAACAUGUACAUUUACGCCAACGUUAGCAGCACACUUCAACGAAAAUCUUAUAAAGCAUGUUCAAGGCUGGCCUGCAGACCAUGCAGAGAAACAGGCUUCAAGAUUGCGCGAGGAAGCCCACAACAUGGGGAGCAUUCAUAUGUCUGAAAUUUGCACUGAACUAAAAAAUCUAAGAUCUUUAGUUCGAGUAUGUGAAAUUCAGGCAACGUUGCGUGAGCAAAGGAUACUCUUUUUGAGACAACAAAUUAAAGAACUUGAAAAAUUGAAGAAUCAGAAUUCCUUUAUGGUGUGAAAGCUUCAGAAAAUUGCACAAGGCUGGAACCCAGGAACUGUUAGUCCUUUUGCCCAGUCUUAACAUUUUUGAGCUGCAGUUUUUUUCGGCUUUGGACCGUUGGGCUGGGCAGGGAAUGUGUGACCAGGGAGGGGAACUGAUUCAGGGGAAGAUACAAGAUUUGUAAAAACCCUUGAAAUGUAGAUUUCUUGUAGAUGUAUCCUUCAUGUUGUAAAUAACGUUUUGUAGAGUGAAGCCAUGGGAAGCCAUGCGUCUCAGAGCUUUGACAUCCAAACUAAUCAAUGCUGAGGUGGCUAAACACUUUAACCUUUCACCUGAUAACUUGUCUGCAAAAUGUAGAUUUUAUCGAUAGAUCAGUGAGCCAUUGCUGCAAGAAUGUUGGAUGUGCAUGAUCAAUGGGUGAGGGAUAAACUGAAUUUAAAUUCAUGAAAGAAUGUUUAUUAAAUUAUAAAGAGAACAUUUUAUUUUUGCUUUUUUUUUUUUUGGAAUGGUCAGAAUUUCAGUGGAUUUCAAAUUCAGACGUGCAGAUUGAAGAUAGCUGGCCAGCCCCACCUUUUUAAAGAAAGCAUUAGUGUGCCAAGUAGCAAUGGUUCGAGGCUCCGUUUUCUUGUUCAUUGGUGCAGCAUUUCUUUCCUACAGAGACUACCAGUGCCUGAUGGAGUUCAUUCAGAGUUGACCGCACACAGGAGAAGUUUUAUUCGCAGUGCCCGUGUUCAAGGGGUACCUUGUUUUUGCAGUUACAGUUUUACAGUUCGCUGCAUACACUUUUCUCGUUACUGGGCAGACUGUUUGUUCUGUUCGUCGCCACACCUCUUCUCCCCUCUUUAAGGUUCUUUCCCAACUUUUACCAUCUUACCUGCUUCUGUUUUUUUUCCUUCUGUACAUUUUUAUUCAUGGAAAUUGUUUUGAAGACACCUUGGUUAAAGUUUUCAUUCCUAUGUACAGUUCCUAACAAAUAAAUAAAAAGCUGUAUUAAAAUUUGCAGUGAAAACUAGUAUAUCCAAUAUGUUGUAUACAUAAAUUAUUGCUACGUAUUUUCAUUUGCACCCUGUAAGGAUGGAAUAAAGUGCUCCUGAGACAUGCAUGUGCUUUGUGCACUCGUGAGCAGCCCAAGUAAAAACGAAGCAAUGUCAGUUAAUCUGGGGGAGGGGGACGAUUUCUCGAGGACGGAAGGUCGGAUCUGAAAUUGUAAUGUAAUAAAACAAAAAAAACAAAAAAAAAAAGAGCACUGGUUAUUUUAUUAUUUUAUUUUAUUAGCCACUGCAUUAUUGAAGUGUGGAAUGCUACAAGGGAGUAUUUUGAUUUAGGACGUCCUUGUUGAAGAUCCUUUCCGCUUGGUCAUUUUAAAGAUAUAUAAAUAUAUUUUUUUAAUAUUUUCUUUAUAUUUUUGGGGGGGAGGUGGGGUUCAUUAAGAUGUAUCAAAUAAGUACGAUUUUCAACAAGGAUUAGCUGGAACUCUCUCUCCCCUCUGAUUGACCGACCUGUGUUGAGUCGGAGUUUACUUGUCUUGCUAGGACCUUCCUUUUCGGAGGAUGUCUCUGUGUGUGUGUUGUUGCUAACUGUGCUGCACGUCCAGUGCUGGCUGCUGUUUUCUGCCAUCACAAUGCGCAAGUCUGUGUAUUUGGAGCGUGCCGCUGUUUGGUAAUGGUGGAAAAGCUCAGCUUUGUAUAUUGUUUCCUAAAGUAUAUUAAAAAAAAAUAAUAAUAAUAAUAAAACUAUGCUACCAAGGGA